AUGGCGUCAUGGAUGCUUUAUCCUCUGCCCACCACAGGCAGCUCCCAUGGAGGGAUGAAUCACAACCUGUCAGGGGGCCCCCGGCGGGUGCGCCGUGAGCUUCAGGGGGCACCAUAUGAGGCUGUUGAGACCGCCUUGGCUAAUGAAGUGUAUUAUCCGGAACUGGUUCAGCUGGCUGCCCUUGAAAGGGCCCUGUCGACUCCAGGUAGCCAGCUACAAGAAGAUCACUAUGCCCAAGCCUUGCAACGAGUGUUGGCUUCUUCCGGGAACCAGCUGGCUGAUGAGCGAAUGGCCCAGGCCCUUGAAAGAGCGGUGUCUCCACCUAGCAACCAGUUCCAGCCAGACAAGCACCUGGCACGUGCUUUGCAGCGCCUCCUUCAGGAUGGGCAUCGCCGGGACCAGGAAUCUGUCUACCUGGCAAAUCUGCUGAGGCUGUGGGAUGAAGCCAAGGGGGCAACCUUGUACCCCGAGUACGAUGAGACUGGCUUGGCAGGUGGCUCCUCUCCACCCAGGGCACUGCCGAAUCAUUAUUGGGCUCCCGAAGGAGGAUUCGAACCCCAAGAAGAGCUGGGCGCAGAGGAGGAAGCUGCUGGAGAGGUGGACCCUGAGAUGCUGAGGUAUCUGAUUGGCAGGAUCCUGUCAGGAGCAAGCAACCUGCCUUCACAGCGCCUCCCACUGGCUCCCCGACGCCUACGUCGUGCCAUUUUUGAUGGAGGAGACCUACCCGAACCCCCCAAUCUUCUGCGGGUCAAGCGUCUUGGUGGGGAGAGUGGGGACGAGCUGCAGCGAGUCAAGCAGACGGAAGGAGAAGGGGUGGGUGGGAGACGGAGUAUGAGUGGGGGCACCCAGAGGCUUCGGUAUCUCUCUGAAUAAUGAGAAUUGGUUUCUGUGCAAAGAAAUGCUGGGGAGCCACCUCACUGAUGAGCCCCCCCUUUGAAUGUCAAUGGACUGUGAGUGACACCUCGUGUUCUUUCCUGCCUCUGUCCUACCUGUGACCCCAAAAUACUGGGAAAGAAGGGGGGUAACCUUGAACUGGGAUCCCCAAAUCCCAAUUAUGUUCUAUAAAGUGUGUGCAGGGGAAGGCCGAUUUUCUCUUCACUGACCUUUUCAGUGCCCUGAUGGAAAGGUCUUUUCAGCUAAGGAGAUGGUUUUUCAUUGAUAGCUAGUUCCUACUUCCCUCCAAAGCCAGAGCUAGGUUUCACCACACUCAUCCUUCUCACAUCUUGGCUUU
Messenger RNA from Pseudonaja textilis, 1231 nucleotides. Lineage: Eukaryota; Metazoa; Chordata; Lepidosauria; Squamata; Elapidae. The record is from RefSeq and is a predicted model, not a curated record.